CGGUGCUUCGUGGUAUUUGUUUUCAGUUGCAAGCUUAUUGUGUCGGAUAUCAACUAAUUAUAUUUAAACAUAAUCAUUUUAAUUAAGUAUCGCAGAAACGUACGUAUUCUGUCUAUUUCCUUCGAAUCAAGGCGAGUAAAGUAUCGAAGUUUACUCAAUUCUCGGAAAGGAAGAAAAUUGAAAGUCAUCUGUCAAAAUUGUAUAGGUUAACCAAAACCUUGUCGAUCAUUCAAUUGUAUUCGGUAAUUCUUAACUCCACGCUAAAUGAUGUCUCCCGAACCAACGCAAGAACCAGUAAAAGAAAAUCUAAAUGCACCUGAUAUCAGUAUCGGAGCGCGAGCUUUAACUGAUUCCGAUAGCGAAGAUGAAGAGGACAUGGCAAUGGCAGGUUACAUGCCACUAUCUCAAAUCCCUAUUGACUCCGAACCAAUGCUCGAAGAUGAUGAGGAUGACGAAUGGGCUCUGCCAUCGCGUGACUUAAGUGAAAUGUUAACGGAAUCUUCGAUGCGAGAUCAACAAAUGACACAGAACGUUCCUUCAGAAACCAUCCAAGUUUGGUCAACUCAGAACCAUCGACCUGACAUUGAUUUAGAUGCUGAAAAAAUUAAUCAAGUAAAGUCAUUGAUGACAGUUAUUCAAUUACCUGAUGUCGCGAUCCCGGAGUGGGCCAAUACCGUUUCGGAAGAUCAGUGGAAACAACGUCUUAUGGAUCGUAUUAAGGAAAUACAACAAAGAGAUAAAUAAGCUGCAUGUUAAGUUACCAAAUGUCCAAUUUAAAAAUAUUAGUAAAUUUAUUGAGUUUUUCAAACUCUUGUUUAAGUUGUACUAUCCACUUGGAAUUAUUUAACUUACCUAGCAAGGUGUACUAAAUAUAAUUCUGUCGUGUAAUUAUCAGGUAAUCUAAUAUCAUUCACAUGUAAUAUUUAUUUGCCUUACAUUAAGGUUUUUCAUAUGGUCUAUAUUAAAUAUAAAUGGUUUGUUGUACCUUA
Orussus abietinus is the source of this 989-nucleotide messenger RNA. Its product is annotated as male-enhanced antigen 1. The record is from RefSeq and is a predicted model, not a curated record. Gene Ontology annotation, biological process: spermatogenesis. Bases 265 to 744 code for a protein of 159 amino acids. The transcript is spliced from 3 exons. NCBI's taxonomy places the organism in Eukaryota, Metazoa, Arthropoda, Insecta, Hymenoptera, Orussidae.